Papaver somniferum (opium poppy) is the source of this 1051-nucleotide messenger RNA. RefSeq lists its product as uncharacterized. The record is from RefSeq and is a predicted model, not a curated record. The coding region runs from base 29 to 757 and encodes 242 amino acids. The transcript is spliced from 8 exons. Lineage: Eukaryota; Viridiplantae; Streptophyta; Magnoliopsida; Ranunculales; Papaveraceae.
ACUGUUAUAAACUUGCUAAAACUUAGUAAUGGCUUCCGUUCUACAAAUUGCAGUACAGAACUCUUGUUUACAAUUCUCUACAACUAAUCGUAGCAUAAAACUCCGCAGAUAUUUUAAGUCGACAGUUCUCGACAUCUCUGGUUCUGCAAAAAUAUCUCAAAUAUCCACAUUUUCUUUACCAGUAAAUUCUCAUAACUUGACCAUCAAACACAUCUCCCGGGCAUCACCUGAAGAAAUUCCUGGUGAGUUACAUGAUGAUUCAAAAUUUGUACCUUUGAAUGCUGAAGAUCUUCAAUACGGUCCUCCAGCUCUGUUGUUGCUGGGAUUCGCAGCCGAGGAAACAGGGCUGAUCCAACAGUUUCUCAAAGCGAUAGGUGGAGAAUUCCUGAAGGUUGUUCAUUGUACUGAGGAUAUGAUUACUCGAUCAUUAUGGGAAGCAAUCAACACAGAGCAACCCAAUUUGGAAGAAGUACAGAUAGCAAAAUCAGUUCCACGUGUUUGUUUCUUAUCUGGUCUAACUGGGGAGGAAAUGAUGAUGCUUAUAGAAGAAUUUCCAGAAAUUGGACUGGAACCUGUGGUAUUUGCUGCUCUUGUUCCUAACAGUGCAGAUAAGCUGUUACAAGAGGUGGUUGAAGAGGUUAUCGGGGACCAUGAAAUGAUGUGCAGAUUGCACAACAAUCAGACUCAACAUAGGCACAUUCAGUUAGAAAGGGUAAAGACAGCCAAUGCAUACCUUCGUUCAGUACCUGAAUUUUGACAGUCGAAGUUGGCAAUGGAGAUGCAAGAUUUUGUUCCGACUUCUGAAACAAGGUUGCCAACUAUAGCUAAAAAAAAGUUAGAAUGGCAAACACUCCCAAUAAGAAAAUUACAUGCUGACAAUUUGCUGCAGACAUUUAAGACAUGUAUUCCAACUAUUCCCGUCCUACUGCAGUCGCCAGGAUUACAUUUGUCAGCUAGAUAAAUAUCCAAACAUCAUAUUUGGAGAUCUGUUCAUAAACGUACAGUGAUGCAUUAAGCUGAAAGGUCAAAUAUUACUUUAUGGUUCCUCUCA